AUGGGUGCCGACGGAAACGCCCAUCCCAGCUCCGACCCCGCUGUCUAUGACGAGUACGCAUCCAAGUGGGCGACUCUGCCCACGGACGAGGAGGGCUGGGUGAAGCGGGCCCAGGAUGUCGCUGCUGUUCUGGCCCAAGACGCCGCCGCGAGAGAGAAGGAGAACAAGUCCCCCAAGGCAGAGGUUGCGCUCCUGAAGCACGCCGGGCUGCUCAAGGUCCUUGGGCCUCGCAAGUACGGCGGCGGCGAGCAACCGUGGAGCGUGGCUUAUAAGACGAUUCGUGAAGUUGCCAGGGGUGAUGGGUCCAUUGGUAUGCUUAUAGGCUACCACCUUUUCUGGUCCACCACUGCCAAUGUGGUAGGGUCUCCGGAGCAGGCGGAUCGCCUCCAGAAACUGAUCAUCGAGAACAACUACUUCGUCGGAGGUGCUGUCAACCCCCGUGACAGUAACUUGACAAUCAGAGCCGAUGGCGACAACAUUGUAUUCAAUGGAUUCAAGAACUUCAACACUGGCGGUGUGGUGUCGGAUCUCACCGUUCUCGAAGGCGCAUUGGAAGGAACCGAAGACCGCAUCUUUGCCAUCGUCCCGACAAGCCAACCCGGCGUUGUCUUCUCGCACAACUGGGACAAUGUCGGCCUUCGCUUGACUGAAUCCGGCAGCGUCAAGAUUGAGAAUGUGCCGGCGCCUUGGACCGACGCGCUAGGAUGGGAUGCCGAGAAGAAGAAGCCCGACCCUGCUAUCCUCAGCAUCCCCUGGGCCUCGUUAUUGAUACCGACUAUCCAGCUUGUAUUCAGCAACUUCUACCUCGGAAUCGCACUCGGCGCGUUGGACUACGCAUCCAAGUACACCACCACGAACACACGUGCCUGGCCCUUCGGUGGCGAUAACAAAGAAAAGCCGACCGACGAGUUCUACAUUCUGUCGACGUACGGCAACUUCCUCGCCCAUCUCCGCGCAGCAACUGCCCUAGCCGACAAAGCCGGGCUGGAAGCCGACUCCAUCUACGGGAAGUACUCCGAUAAGCGCGACGGGCUCACGGCUCAGGAGCGCGGAGACCUCGCCGAGUGGAUUGCCAGCGUGAAGGUCGUGACGACGGACACCGGGCUGCGCGUCACGGCGGGCGUGUUCGAGGUCACGGGCGCCAAAGCCACGGCGUCCAAGGUCGGGCUGGACCGGUUCUGGAGAGAUCUCAGGACGCAUACGCUUCACGACCCUGUCGCGUUUAAGAACAGGGAACUGGGCCGCUACCAACUGCUCGGAGAGAUUCCCGAGCCUACCUGGUAUACUUGA
Phialemonium atrogriseum is the source of this 1290-nucleotide messenger RNA. RefSeq names its product acyl-CoA dehydrogenase/oxidase. NCBI's taxonomy places the organism in Eukaryota, Fungi, Ascomycota, Sordariomycetes, Cephalothecales, Cephalothecaceae. The record is from RefSeq and is a predicted model, not a curated record. Gene Ontology annotation, molecular function: flavin adenine dinucleotide binding; 3-methylbutanoyl-CoA dehydrogenase activity. Bases 1 to 1290 code for a protein of 429 amino acids. The transcript has 4 exons. Gene Ontology annotation, biological process: L-leucine catabolic process.